Dama dama (fallow deer) is the source of this 2472-nucleotide messenger RNA. It is a transcript of the gene CCDC62, whose product is annotated as coiled-coil domain containing 62. Lineage: Eukaryota; Metazoa; Chordata; Mammalia; Artiodactyla; Cervidae. The coding region runs from base 117 to 1721 and encodes 534 amino acids. The transcript is spliced from 11 exons. The record is from RefSeq and is a predicted model, not a curated record.
GGCGCGGGGCUCCGGGGCUCGGGGCUCGCCCCCCGCCGCUCCGGGCAGGCGCGCCGAUGGCGUUUCUAAGGUGACGCUGCGCACACCGACUGUCUCCGGGGGCGGAGGAAACACCUAUGAACCCUUCAGCCUCCUUCCUGGCCGGGCGCCAGAACAUUGGGUCAGAGGUUGAGAUUUCCACUAUUGAGAAACAACGGAAAGAGCUGCAGCUGCUCAUUGGAGAGUUAAAAGAUCGAGAUAGAGAGCUUAAUGAUAUGGUUGCAGUACAUCAGAGACAACUUCUUUCAUGGGAAGAGGAUCGGCAGAAAGUGUUGACUUUGGAAGAACGUUGCAGCAAAUUAGAAGGUGAACUACAUAAAAGAACUGAAAUAAUCAAGUCACUCACAAAGAAGGUAAAAAGCCUUGAAUCUAACCAAAUUGAAUGCCAGAGUACUCUUCAGAAGACUCAGCUACAGCUUCAGGAGAUGGCCCAAAAGGCAACCCAUUCCUCUCUCCUCUCUGAAGACCUUGAGGCUAGAAAUGAAAAUCUCAGCAACACAUUAGUGGAACUUUCUGCUCAAGUGGGACAACUGCAAGCUCGUGAACAGGCUCUCACCACCAUGAUAAAGCUGAAGGACAAAGAUAUUAUUGAGGCAGUCAAUCACAUUGCUGACUGUUCGGGUAAAUUUAAAUUGUUAGAGCAUGCCUUACGUGAUGCUAAGAUGGUGGAGACCUGUAUUGUGAAAGAAAAGCAAGAUUAUAAGCAGAAAUUGAAGGCACUUAAGAUUGAAGUCAAUAAAUUAAAAGAGGAUCUAAAUGAAAAGACAACAGAAAAUAAUGAACAACGAGAAGAGAUCAUUCGCCUCAAGCAAGAGAAGAGUUGCCUGCAUGACGAAUUGGUCUUUACUGACUUAGUGGAGAAACAAAAGUCUUGGUCUCUGGGAGGAAAAAUCCAGAUUGAACCCGAAAACAAAAGUACCUUUUGCAAGAUCCACGCAAAAUCACACAAAGGGAAUGGAAUUGGGAUUCAGAACGAAGAGAAGCAACCCUCAGAAACAUCAACAUCUGUAUCUGAUGAUAAAUGGCAUGAUGUCAACGUUUACCUGGGCCUGGCCAGCUGUUCUGAUUCAAAACAGCCGGAAAAGCUGGAUGUCGACUAUCAGGACCACCUGGAAAGGCCUGGAGUCUCCUGUUGCCACAAAAAUGAAGCCUGUGUGGAUGAAAGCGACAUGUGGGAGUCCAAGUGCUGCCACCCGAGUAACUUCAUAAUCGAAGCGCCAGGCCACAUGUCUGACGUGGAGUGGAUGAGCAUCUUCAAGCCUUCCAAAGUACAGAGGGUCGUGCGCCACAAGUCCGUGUGCACCUGUUCAGAAAGUGCCAGCGGGACCAAGUACAACUCUUCGACAAGUGAGCUGAUCGCCAUCCAGCAGUCCCACUGUUUGGGUUCUUCAAAAUCUGCCUUAAGAGAGGAUGAGAAGUUGACAGAGAUAGAAUCCUCUUCGGAUAAAAAGAACUCAUCUAAGAUUUUGUUAGUCAACAAAGACACAGCCCUGCCCAGUGAAAAGGAUGAUUUUUCCCCCACGAGUAAGCUGCAGCGUUUGCUGGCAGAAUCCCGUCAGAUGGUCACGGACCUGGAGCUGAGCACCCUGCUUCCCAUCAGCUCUGAGAAUCUCAGUGCCAGCAAAAGCAAUAUGGAAGUCUCAGAAGAGUCAGCUGAAAAAAAUACCCCUCUCAGUAACUGAAGAAAACAAAAGUCAACCUCAGUGUUCAUCGUGAUCAUGGAAGCUGAUUUCUCAUCCAUGUGGAAGGUAGGAAGCAGACAUCCAUACCUAAUACUUAGCCUUGAAAACAAAAAAAGGACAGUAAUCCUUUGUAAGCAACAUCUAAUACCAAAGGGGAGCUGAAACCGAAAGUUAAUUUUUAAACAUGUGUAUCUUGUUUGUCUUCAGGUUAGCCAUUUUUAUGUGGAAGACAUAUUUUUCAUGUGUAAGAAAUGAGACCUAAUUGUAUAUUGUAUGUAAUAUGCCAACUUGGAAUUUAUGCUAAGAGAGAAAAAGCCUUCUCUAUAAAGAUGCUGACUCUGGUUAAAUACUCCAGAAUCUCUUUGAAAGUGUGAACAUCAAAUGGAGAAUCCAUGCAUAAAAAAAUGCUGUUUUAGCCAUCUGAUUUUUUUAAACCUGUGCAUACAUUUACAUUAUAGCCAGUAGCUUAUCAGCGUCAGCUCCAAAUAUAUGAGAAAUAGUAUUCCCUUGUAGUUUUAGCCCUGAACUUGGCUGUGUAAAUAGCCAUAAAGUAAUAUGAUAUAAAACCUUUCUAACUGCAAACUAUCUCUUGGGUUACUGACAGUUGAGGCUCCUUCUGUCCCAAAAGCUGAGCAGAGCUCCCUCUUGUCUGGAUCAGUUAUAGUCCCAUCAACUUAUACAAACCAAAGCUCGCUGGAAGAUCAAGUUUUAUACGCAUUUUUUUUUAAUCCUUGAAGACUGAAACUUCUGU